CAGCAGCAGAAGAAGAAGCAGCUGUUGAUCAAUGGAUCCUGUGAUGAUGAUGAUGAAGGAGACUAUCUGGAUAUAAAACUAGUCUAGGAGCAGAUAAACCGUCACCAGCGAGGUGGGCGGAGCCUCCCAGCGGUCCGAUGGAGGACACGGAGCCGGACGUUUCCCCCGCCCCCUCUGACCCCAACAGCCCCUCCCCCUCCGCCUGCUCCUCCCCCUCGCUGUCCCUCCCCUCCACGCCCUCCUCGUCCUGCGGCCCCCCCCGCCCGCCACCCCCCCCCCUGUGUGUGAUCAGCGAGGGCGUGGGCGAGCUCAGCCUGGUCAUCGACACGGAGAUGGCCCACCUGGCCUGCCAGGAGGUCCUGCAGAAGGUCAGGCUGCACCAGGGGGACGGGGACGUCCCCGAGCUGCCGAACGGGGCGGGGCCUGACCGGGCCCCGCGACCGCCACCCCCGGCCCCGGGCGCCGCGGUGAAGCCGCUGCAGAUCCGUGUGGAGGCGGACGACCCCGAGGCGGCGCCCGGCUCGGUGAAGAGCGCCCGGCGGCGGCAGAGACACAACCCCAACAAACAGUCGUGGCUGCUCCGCCUGUUCGAGUCCAAGCUGUUCGACGUCUCCAUGGCGAUCUCCUACCUGCACAACUCCAAGGAGCCCGGCGUGCAGGCCUACAUCGGGAACCGCCUCUUCAGCUUCCCGCACGACGACGUGGACUUCUACCUGCCGCAGCUCCUCAACAUGUACAUCCACAUGGACGAGGACGUCGGCGACGCCAUCAAGCCUUACGUGGUGCACCGCUGCAGGCAGAGCAUCUCGUUCAGCCUGACGUGUGCGUGGCUGCUGGGCGCGUACUCCUCCGACAUGCACAUCUCGACUCAGCGCCACUCCAGAGGCACCAAGCUGAGGAAGCUCAUCCUGUCUGACGAGCUGAAGCCGGCCGGGCCGCGAGCUCGCAGGGACCCUCUGACGCUGACGCCGUUCUGCCCCGUGGCGUCCCCCGCCGCCGGCCCCGGGCCCCUGGGGGCCGAGCACAGCCUGUCGCCCUCCAAACGAACCCACCAGCGCUCCAAGUCAGACGCCACCGUCAGCAUCAGUCUGAGCAGCAACCUGAAGAGGACGGCCAGCAACCCCAAGGUGGAGAGCAGCCAGGACGAGCCGGUGCGUCUGGCCCCCCAGAGGGAGUUCAUCAAGUCCCUGAUGGGGAUCGGGAAGCGUCUGGCCACGCUGCCGACCAAAGAGCAGAAGACGUCUCGUCUGAUCUCGGAGCUGUCGCUGCUCAACCACAAGCUGCCGGCCAGAGUCUGGCUGCCCACCGCCGCCUUCGACCACCACGUGGUCCGAGUGCCGCACACACAGGCCGUGGUGCUCAACUCCAAGGACAAGGCUCCGUACCUGAUCUACGUCGAGGUUCUGGAGUGCGAGAACUUCGAGACGUCCAGUGUUCCGAUCCGGAUCCCGGAGAACCGGAUCAGGAGCACACGUUCCGUGGAGAACCUUCCGGACUGCGGCAUGACGGCGGACCAGAGAGCCGGAAGCUUCUCCACCGUCCCAAACUACGACAACGACGACGAGGCGUGGUCCGUGGACGACAUCGGAGAGCUUCAGGUGGAGCUCCCAGAGCUCCACACCAACAGCUGUGAUAACAUCAGUCAGUUCUCAGUGGACAGCAUCACGAGUCUGGAGAGCAAAGAGCCGGUGUUCAUCGCUGCCGGAGACAUCAGGCGGCGUCUGUCGGAGCAGCUGGCUCAGGCCCCCACCACCUUCAAACGGGACCCCGAGGACCCGUCAGCUGUGGCCCUGAAGGAGCCGUGGGAGGAGAAGGUCCGGAGGAUCCGGGAAGGAUCUCCGUACGGUCACCUUCCUAACUGGCGGCUGCUCUCUGUUAUCGUCAAAUGUGGAGACGACCUGCGACAGGAGCUGCUGGCCUUCCAGGUGCUGCAGCAGCUCAAGUCCACCUGGGAGCAGGAGCGCGUGCCCCUCUGGAUCCAGCCCUACAAGAUCCUGGUGCUGUCGUCGGACAGCGGGAUGAUCGAGCCGGUGAUGAACGCCGUGUCGCUCCACCAGGUGAAGAAGCAGAGCCAGCUGUCUCUGCUGGACUACUUCCUGCAGGAGCACGGCGCCCCCACCACCGAGGCCUUCCUGUCCGCUCAGAGGAACUUCGUCCAGAGCUGCGCCGGCUACAGCCUCAUCUGCUACCUGCUGCAGGUCAAGGACAGGCACAACGGGAACAUCCUGCUGGACGCCGAGGGCCACAUCAUCCACAUUGACUUCGGCUUCAUCCUGUCCAGCUCACCAAAGAACCUCGGCUUCGAAACGUCCGCCUUCAAACUCACCACCGAGUUUGUGGACGUGAUGGGUGGUCCAGACGGCGACAUGUUUAAUUACUACAAGAUGUUGAUGCUUCAGGGUCUCAUAGCAGCCAGGAAACACAUGGACAGAGUGGUGCAGAUAGUGGAGAUCAUGCAGCAAGGCACCCAGCUGCCGUGUUUCCAUGGUUCCAGCACGCUGCGCGGCCUGAAGGAACGGUUCCACAUGAGCCUGACGGAGGAACAGCUGCAGCUGCUGGUGGACCAGCUGGUGGACGGAUCCAUGAGGUCCCUGACCACCAAGCUGUACGACGGCUUCCAGUACCUCACCAACGGCAUCAUGUGACCUGGGGGGGUGUGUGUGAGUGUGAUUGUGUGUGUGUGUGAGUGAGCAGCAGAACAAAUCCAGAGACCCUCCAGACUGGAGAUCCUGGUCUGGAAACCCUCCAGACUGAUGAUCCUGGUCUGGAAACCCUCCAGACUGAUGAUCCUGGUCCGGAGACCCUCCAGACUGGUUCUCCUGGUCCAGAGACCCUCCAGACUGGUUCUCCUGGUCCAGAGACCCUCCAGACUGGUGAUCCUGGUCCAGAGACCCUCCAGACUGGUGAUCCUGGUCCAGAGACCCUCCAGACUGGUUCUCCUGGUCUAGAGACCCUCCAGACUGGUUCUCCUGUCUAGAGACCCUCCAGACUGAUGAUCCUGGUCCAGAAACCCUCCAGGCUGGUUCUUCAGGUCCAGAGACCCUCCAGACUGGUGAUCCUGGUCCAGAGACCCCCCAGACUGGUUCUCCUGGUCCAGAGACCCUCCAGACUGGUGAUCCUGGUCCAGAGACCCCCCAGACUGGUUCUCCUGAUCCAGAGACCCUCCAGACUGGUUCUCCUGGUGCAGAGACCCUGAGCCUCCUCUGCUCCUCCUCCAGUCUCUGGUUCUCCGUUUGUCAGUUGAAUCUUCUUGUUGUUUCUUUCACAUAAUUCUGUUUCCUGUUUGUCUUAUUUGUUUUCUUCUCCUUCUUCUCUUAUUUCCAUAUUUGGGCGGAUGGCCCUGAUUGGCUGCUCAGCCGGACUCUUAGCCAAUCAGAGAGCAGCCCAGUCAGUUUUUAGUGUGGACAGUUUUUACAGGUACCAGACUCUCCAGGACCACAGCUGUUUUUACCCUUUCUGUCCCAGUUUGUCUCAUUAAACAGACAGUUUAACCUUCUGACCACCAAA
Molecule: messenger RNA, 3507 nt
Organism: Centropristis striata (black sea bass)
Lineage: Eukaryota; Metazoa; Chordata; Actinopteri; Perciformes; Serranidae
Gene: pi4kb
Product: phosphatidylinositol 4-kinase, catalytic, beta
Biological process (GO): phosphatidylinositol phosphate biosynthetic process; phosphatidylinositol-mediated signaling
Cellular component (GO): membrane; cytoplasm
Molecular function (GO): 1-phosphatidylinositol 4-kinase activity
Source: RefSeq, a predicted model, not a curated record